Messenger RNA from Suillus bovinus, 447 nucleotides. RefSeq lists its product as uncharacterized. The transcript has 3 exons. The record is from RefSeq and is a predicted model, not a curated record. Lineage: Eukaryota; Fungi; Basidiomycota; Agaricomycetes; Boletales; Suillaceae. Bases 1 to 447 code for a protein of 148 amino acids.
AUGAAGCUGGCCAAGGAGGCGUGGCGCAAGGCAUCUAACUUAGCAGACCUGAUGGUUCAACUCACUCCUUCACUGGUCAAGAUGAUGACGAGGCGCACUUCACAUGUGCGUGGGGAACUCAAAACUAAAAUGUGGGCACUCACGGCAUCAUUCUUUGGCUUCCGCACAAGUCGAUCGACAGUGGCCAUUAAACAAAAUCGUGACCUGGCAGAAUCACUGAAGGAUGGAUCAUGCUUUGUUUUUAAGGACUGGGAGAUGAAAUGUGGCAUUUACAAAACGGAAUUGAUACAGUCAGCAGUGAAUGACAUGUGGUUUAUGAACCGCAGUGACAAGGGUGUUAUUCACGGUAAAUAUUUUGAGCCUUUACCAGUUGAAAUUAUUGCGCUUAUACUCAUGGCUGUGAGUGUGUUCAAACAAUUCAGUAUUGAUGUCGCAACUGACUUGUGA